AAUGUCUUGCUAUCCUAGCUGAGUUUUGUCACGCCGAUGCUCUGUCCUCGCGACAAGCACCCGAACCCGUGUCCGCACGGAUGACGACAGUACGGUGCGUAAGGUAGACGGGCGAUAGUGUGAAUCAUGAAUUGGCUACUUGGAAGACGGCAUAACGCUCUCGCUAGACGUGCACGAAAAAAAAAAUGAGAAAUGAUUAUCAUGAUGUAUCGUCUCGCAGUUUGAUCCCAGGCCUUGUCGACUCAUGUGAUUAUGGAGCGCCACUCUUUGGCACCAACAGUUCGAUGUGGCCGCGGCAAGAAUCCUGGCGCGUAAACGAUCAAUCCGCGCCAAACCAUUCGUGGGGGCCAGCCAACUGUUGCUUAUUGCGCGUCGUAAGAUCUUGGCAGCACACGCCUUUGUUCGACUUCGCCUCAACUUCGCGUCAGCCCCGCCGACAGCUGUUUACUUCAAUAACUUUACAGUGUGCCUCGAUUGCACUGAUAUGGCAUUACUCAACGCAUUUCAAUUUACUCUUAUAUAUGACCGCGCCCAAAGAGUUCAAGAUAGCUUCGCGAACCGAGUUCGCCACGCCGCCCUUCAAUAUGUUACUCGCUGUGAAGGAGUUCGUGCAUGUUACGUGUCAAAACAAGUGUCAAACCAAGAGUACUGGGUGUUCCUUGGUGAGAGAAGAUUUGAUUUGCCCAUGUCGCCGCUUACGUUUGUCCAGUCCACAAGGACGCCCAGAGCCAUAGACAUUUCCUCGAAUCAACCAUAGGCGUCGGUUUACUGAUUCCAUUCCUUGACUGUCCUCCGCGCAUUUAUAGUUUUCCCGA
This is a messenger RNA of Paraphaeosphaeria sporulosa, 815 nucleotides long. RefSeq lists its product as uncharacterized. Lineage: Eukaryota; Fungi; Ascomycota; Dothideomycetes; Pleosporales; Didymosphaeriaceae. Bases 186 to 734 code for a protein of 182 amino acids. The record is from RefSeq and is a predicted model, not a curated record. The transcript has a single exon.